Sphenostylis stenocarpa is the source of this 161-nucleotide messenger RNA. Lineage: Eukaryota; Viridiplantae; Streptophyta; Magnoliopsida; Fabales; Fabaceae. The record is from the annotation of a GenBank genome assembly.
GGGGAAGAUGUUGGCGAUGACAAAAGAGACUUAAAAAUGGUGCAUACCAGUGUGUUUACAGAAGAAGAAAAGAUAACAAGGGUGUGGAAGAAAGGAGAGAUAAGUUGUGAAGUGAAGGAAAGUGGUGAGAUGGUGCAUGUAAGUGGGCAUAAUAAAGUGAG